GUGUUUACUUCCGGUUUACACUGUCAUGGCGGCACCCGACUCUAGGUCAAGCUAGCAGAACACAUUUUGUCUUUCAAAACUCAACCCUUUCGAGUGCAAAAAUGAUGUUGAAAGAUAUUAAAAAGUGGAACCGAAUUGUGUCUACAGUUUACGCCUUCGGUGUGUGGACUAUGAUCGGCUCCGUUGGAUAUUUGUAUUACACGGGUCGAUUCAUAAACAGCGCAGACUCGACUCAAAAUGAAAAGGAAAAAAAAGAACUGCCGAAUAAUCUAAGUGAAAUUGAAUUCCAGACUGCUCACAACAAAACUAUCAUCAUCUACAAAAACGACUUUGUACCAUACACGACAAGGAUCUACAAUUUCUUUCAGUCAUUCACUGGUGGUCCUGGAACUGGAAACAAUUGAAUUUCAAAUGAACACUGUGGACUUGUGUGCAUGAAAUACUUGAUUCAUGAUACAGUGUGAAUUACUGUAAAACAUUUGUGUGACGAUGAAACAAAUUAUGGUAUGUCCUAUACAACUACAAGAAGGCUAACAUCUGCUUUUGGGUUGUCAUGUCAUCUGCUAAAUGUUAUAUAAUAUUUUUGUCCACAACUUUGUUCACGAAGAAUUUGUGAAAUUAAUUUGAUGUCAAAUACAGUGCUGUACAUUCAUUGAUUGUUGUCAUAAAAAAAGGAAACUUUUCAAUUCA
This is a messenger RNA of Syngnathus typhle (broad-nosed pipefish), 690 nucleotides long. Its product is annotated as small integral membrane protein 26-like. Gene Ontology annotation, cellular component: mitochondrion. NCBI's taxonomy places the organism in Eukaryota, Metazoa, Chordata, Actinopteri, Syngnathiformes, Syngnathidae. The transcript has 2 exons. Bases 102 to 404 code for a protein of 100 amino acids. The record is from RefSeq and is a predicted model, not a curated record.